This is a messenger RNA of Zophobas morio, 1839 nucleotides long. Its product is annotated as choline transporter-like protein 1. The record is from RefSeq and is a predicted model, not a curated record. The transcript has 15 exons. Gene Ontology annotation, molecular function: transmembrane transporter activity. Gene Ontology annotation, biological process: transmembrane transport. Lineage: Eukaryota; Metazoa; Arthropoda; Insecta; Coleoptera; Tenebrionidae. The coding region runs from base 112 to 1809 and encodes 565 amino acids.
AUUUGAUCUAGUUUGCAAGUUACAGCUCUUUCGGGGCCCCUUGUUAUACAAAUUUACACACUCGCAGGAAUUCCGUUGCCGAUGUAGACCUAAAUUGCGCAUUAAGUCGGCAUGGAUGGAUUAGAACGAGACGAAAACGAUCCAGAGUACAAAAAAAUUCCUCCUGGUUCGGUUUACGAAUUCAAAGGAAUCGAUUCCAGAGAAAAAAUCAACAUACCAGAGAUACCAAGAAAUCGCCAAUGCACGAACAUUUUUUGUUGUUUUCCAGUGCUGUUGAUCUGCUUGUCCUCGUUGGGCCUCGCGAUCUAUGUGGCCGUAAGUGUCGACGUGAGAAGAUUCGUGAACGGAGAAGACGAAUGUGGUAACAUAUGUGGAAUCGAAAACACCAAAGUGUCAAAACCUGAUUGUGAGCCGCAGGAUUAUACAAACAUGGCGAUAACGUCCUACAGCGACAGGAGUUGCGUCCACGAGUGCAAAGACGAUAGAGUGUUGAUCUUCAAUCGCUGCAUCUCUAAAGAGAACGACAUCGAAAUAGACGUUCUCGUUUAUUACAUUUUUAACGUAAUAUUCAAGAGUGGAGUAAGUGCGUUGGUGAUGGCCCUGUUGGCGAUUGGCUUCAUCUUAGUCGUGCUAGUUGCUUUUCGGUACGCGACGGCUUUCACGUUUUGGUUCUUCGUAGUCGUUAUGAUUCUCUUGACUGCUGCGUUUGCCGGACUAUUCUGGUACCUUUCCAUGAUUAUACAGGCAAUCAUAAUGACGGUUAUACUGAUAAUCUAUUUUGCUUUUUUGUUUAUACUUUUAUGGACCGGCCGACACAAACUCGUCAUCGCUCUUAUACGGGAAGCUUCGAUCGCAAUUUUUAAUAUCCCAAUACUUCUGGCUUUUCCCGUUACGACGCUGAUAAUACUACUCGGCCUAGACGGUUUUACGAUUUAUCUUGUGAUGGCGUAUUUAUCUAGUACUGAAGAUGAGAUCAGCGAGGGACUGCUGACCGCCUUCUGGCUUCUUUGGGCAAUUGGUAUGAUCCUAAUGCACGCUUUCGUGAAUGGGUUCCAGUGGAUGGUCAUCGCUGGAUCCGUCGCUGGAUACUACUUUACAAAGGAUAAGUACCAAGUGGGCAACACCGAAUUUGUCAAUAGUUUCUACGUGACGAUUCGAUACCACCUCGGUACCAUAAGCGCAGGAUCCUUGAUAAUAACUAUACUUUCGAUAAUUAGGGCGGCCGCAGAAUUGGCAAGGGACAACGUCGACGAUGCAAGCGUUGCCAUCGUGAUACUCUACUACUGCUUGUUGUGUUGUGUCGCUUGUAUAGAGGAAAUUGCCGACUACCUGGCCAAGAAAGCUUACAUCAUAACAGCUAUGCACGGCAAGGGGCUGCUGAACUCUGGCACGCGUGCCGUCAGGUUGAUAUGCAUGUUCCUCCUAGACCUCGUGAUGGUAGAUCAAUUCUCCUACUUGAUGGUAAAUGGGGCAGCGAUGGUGAUUCUUCUCAUAACGUUGGGAAUCGGGUUCGCGAUGCACUUGAAUGACUGGAGCGACUAUUUCAUCUUCUUGAUAAUACUGGGAGUAUAUCUUAUUUCAACGAUUCUGUACUUCUACUUUUCGUUGCUGAACGCUUCCAUCGAGACGACGUUUCUGUGUUUCUGUGAAGACAAACUGAUGAACGACGGAAGCUCCGCUCGCCCUUAUUAUAUGACGAAGAGUCUUUCGAAUCUCAUGGUCCAAUGCACGGACGUAGCGAAAGGCAGGCUGUUCAAAAGACGAGAAAAGCGUCUGGAACGACAACGACGUAGUGAGGACAACAACUGACGCAGAUGAAAAUACGGAUUAUGGAAAAAU